Molecule: messenger RNA, 642 nt
Organism: Ostertagia ostertagi
Lineage: Eukaryota; Metazoa; Nematoda; Chromadorea; Rhabditida; Trichostrongylidae
Source: the annotation of a GenBank genome assembly
AUGGAUUUCGACAGCAACGAUGGCACUAUCAUAAGAAAGCUGCAAGAAAAUAUUGAAGAAUUGGGGCAGCAAGUGCAACACUUGGAUUCGUUCAUCAGCAGAUUGACAGAAAGUGAGCAACAUCGCGAACAAUUCAAUGAGUUGGCUCACAAAGCCCAGAAAUUGUCGAAAGAGACAAAUCAGUUGAUGAAGCAGCUUGUUCAGCUCAGCAAUAAUAACCGCACUUUACGAAUUCAUCGAGAACGUCUACAGAAUGAAUAUAUAGGAGUCUUGAAUCGGCUACAAGGCUGCCAACGUCGAGCUGCCCAAACAGAGAAAGCUAGUAUGCGUCAGAUACGCGAUGCUGCAGAACAGGAUGCUGAAGCAGCCUCUCGGCGUGUUGAAGAAGAUGCAUAUGAUCGUGAAAGGCAGUUUCAACGGCAACGUCAACAGCAACUGAAUUUGAAUGAAUUCAAAGAACGACAGCAGGCUUUGCAGCAGCUUGAACAGGAUAUCGGAGACGUCAAUCAAAUUUUCGCUGAUCUAGCGCGUAUAGUUCAUGAUCAAGGAGAUAUGGUUGAUAGUAUUGAAGCGAAUGUAGAGCACGCUCAAAUUCAUGUGGAGCAGGUUAGUACAGUACCGCAUGUCUUCUUCUGUGUGUGA